Messenger RNA from Xenia sp. Carnegie-2017, 1491 nucleotides. RefSeq names its product homeobox protein DBX2-like. The record is from RefSeq and is a predicted model, not a curated record. NCBI's taxonomy places the organism in Eukaryota, Metazoa, Cnidaria, Anthozoa, Malacalcyonacea, Xeniidae. Gene Ontology annotation, biological process: regulation of DNA-templated transcription. The coding region runs from base 115 to 732 and encodes 205 amino acids. Gene Ontology annotation, molecular function: sequence-specific DNA binding; DNA-binding transcription factor activity, RNA polymerase II-specific. The transcript is spliced from 3 exons.
AAAAGUUUACCAUUGUUCACUCGCACUAGCUAGCCAUUAUUUGAAGAGUAAAGUCAUAUUAAGCUUGCGCGUAGUGAGUCAAAGUUAGCUUCUAAUCCAGAGAAAGAGUAAGAAAUGAGCAAAGUAACUUCGAGGAGAAUUCGCUCUUUUUUUAUUAAAGAUAUAUUAGAACACAGAAACUCACCGGCAAGAGAAAGUGAUGACAAUUUUUUGUCUGAACACCCACAGCUUAAAAAAAUAACCAAGCUAACAUCCUAUAGAAAUCUUCGCAUCAACCAUGAACCUUUUAUGGAAUCGUGCAAUACAGUUUUAGAGUGUUGUGACUUCCCAAUUUUGACUUGGUAUCAUUCAUACAAAAGUACUUCGAUGAAGACUACGCCAUUUUACUAUUCUUGUUUUUCUGCUGAUGGUAACUCAAAGCCAUUGAGAGAAACAAUGAAAAGCGUUGCUUAUAUGGAUGCACAAGUUUUGUAUUCACGAGUGAAGCAGCAAAAAUCGAAAAGACCAUGGACUCGAGCUGUUUUUUCUAACCUGCAAAGGAAAGGUCUUGAAAAACGCUUCCAAGUUCAGAAAUAUCUGAACAAAGUUGAUCGACACCAAUUGGCCUCAAUGUUGGGUCUUUCUGAUAACCAAGUCAAAGUUUGGUUUCAAAACAGAAGAAUGAAAUGGCGUCAAGAGGAGCACUCCGUUAAAGAAUCAGAGAGGUGUGAAAACUUCAAACAAAGAUCGUGAAUUAUCACUUAAAACAGCAGCUAGAGUUUAUUGAUAAAAGUCAAGAACAAAAACAAAUAUUAAGCAUCUUUUGCAAAAUAUGAUAUUUUUAGAGUAAAACUUUGUACAAAAGCAUAAAAGACUUCGUUGUAACCUAUUGAAACUCCUCAAUAUAAUGAUCUAGAAGAAAAAUCGAGUUAUUCUUUCGGGCAAUGCAGAAAUUCUCAGAAGUAGAGUAUGACUGAGAUAAAUUCUACAUUUGUGGGUUAUAUUUUGAUUAUAUUCUUUUAGUUCUCAAAUGAAUUAUCGUGAAGAGCAAGCUGCAAGGUAAACAUGUUUUUGAGAAACCCAAAUAUCCAAGAGUGUACAGUUUAUUUAUAGAGUCAUCAACCGUCCACCAGAUGUUGUCUCGCUAAUGCAGCUCAAGGCAACGAAUAAAUUUGACGUCUUGUUACAACAUGCUGUUCACGAGGGCUCUGCUAUUCACGUCUUACUUGAAUAUAAAGUAAUAAGCAUUUUUCUGAACAUAAAACUCAAUGAAACAUUGAAAUUUGGAACUGAAAAUCUCAUAUAAAAUUUAUCAUGAUAAAAAUAAUAUAUUAAGCUAAAAAUUUGAGGAAUGAAAACGCGGAUUUUAGCUAGAGUCAAUACAUGUCAACCACAGCGUUUAGACAUAUAUCAAAUUUUUUGAUUUAUAUGAACUUUCAUUGUUUACGUUUUAACUAGAACGUUUGUAGAAAUUUCCUAGUAAUUUGAAUAUGAUCAUGGUCUAAAACGGAA